Messenger RNA from Trichogramma pretiosum, 1299 nucleotides. RefSeq names its product proclotting enzyme-like. The transcript has 8 exons. Lineage: Eukaryota; Metazoa; Arthropoda; Insecta; Hymenoptera; Trichogrammatidae. Bases 22 to 1218 code for a protein of 398 amino acids. Gene Ontology annotation, molecular function: serine-type endopeptidase activity. The record is from RefSeq and is a predicted model, not a curated record. Gene Ontology annotation, biological process: proteolysis.
CACUUGGCAUUAAACGGUAGGAUGAGAAAGUCGUGGCUAGAUCUACUGCCACUGCUGCUGCUUUUGGCCGGCGUCGUCGCUCAUGUGCGAGGAAUCGAUUCAAAGAGCGAACUAUGGAAACGCUACGAACGCGCGACAGAAGCGAAAACAGUACCUUCGGCACGACUGGCGACUAGCAAAAGUUAUCAGCCAUGCAUAGGCCCGGAUAGCAAGCCUGGACAUUGCAGGCACUUGUCCAGCUGCCCCGACGAGUCGUUCAAAACGAAUAUUCCUCGCAUGUUGCAAUACAUGUGCGUCAUCGAAAAGGAGUUCGUUGGUGUCUGCUGCCCGGAUGAGGAGACCGAAGAUAGUCAGAACGACAUACUUCCCGUGGGAGGAUUGGCCGGAUCGCUGCCUGCAAUUGCGAUCGAAGGAGACGACGCCGUUGUCCUGCCGGACGACGAUCGCAACUCCACCCUGGCGAGAAACUCGCGGGCGCACCGUGGAUGCGGCGUGAGUACCCACGAUCAGAGCCGAGUGACCGGCGGACGACCCACGAGCUCGCGGGAGUAUCCCUGGAUCGCGGCUCUUCUCAAGGGCGGCGAGCAGGUUUGCGGUGGCGUGCUCAUCACCGACAGACACGUACUCACGGCUGCCCAUUGCGUUUUCAGAAACAAGCCCAGAGAGCUGAAGGUUCGUCUAGGAGAGUACGAUUUGCGCUUCCCCAACGAGACCCGGGCCAUCGACUUCCGAGUCGUCGAGAUUCGCAUUCACCGCGGCUACGUGCACACGACCUACAAAGAUGACAUCGCCAUACUAAAAAUUCACAAGCCAACGAUAUUUAAUACGUACAUUUGGCCCAUAUGUUUACCACCGGCGGGAGCUGUGUUCGAGAACAAACGGGCUACUGUCAUUGGCUGGGGCACGACUUCGUUCGCUGGCGCCAGUAGCUAUGUACUCAGGGAAGUAAUGGUUCCAAUUUGGCCGCAAGAUGUUUGCUCUGGCAAGUUUACCCAAGAAAUAACUGAGAAAAACUUGUGUGCCGGAGCUUACGAGGGUAACGGAGACGCUUGUCAGGGUGACUCCGGUGGACCGCUGAUGCAUCAAUUGAGCAACGGGCGUUGGAUCAGUGUGGGCAUCGUCUCCUGGGGCAUCGGUUGUGGCGAGCCCGACAAGCCAGGCAUUUACACUCGUGUCAAUUCUUAUCUCGACUGGAUCUUCGCAAAUGCAGUUUUUUAAAGAGAUUCUGUUUUUUCAUUAGCUCGUAGCUCCGUAAAUCUUUUCGAGAAAAAUUUGAAAUAAAAAAAUUAUGAAAUCAAA